GUAAUAUAUAUUCGUGUUAUGUAACAAUAUAAUAUACAUAGAUAGUUAAACGUUCGUACAGAAUCAAUGAUUAUAAAAUUAUGUCUUUUUCACGUUGGCAAAGUCGAACGGUGCAAAACGGAUGGACAGAAAUUUAUUUUGCGUGAACUAGAAACAGUUUUUACUAUCGCACAUGUAAAUGAAAUAUAAUUUUCAUAUACACGCGAUGAAGUGGUCUCGCAAUCCGUCCGUCACGACCACCCUAUGUAGCGGAGCUCGAACACAAAUCGGCCGACGAGAGAGCGAUCAAUAAGUGGAGGCGGACUGUUUUGUCGGCCACCUCAACGCAACGCAAAACGCGUCUCCGUGGCAGAGCCGUGUUCCGCGAAACGCGCGUGAAUCAUGUUUCGAUAAAACUGUCUCCGAGUGCCCGGAGGUUCGCCUUCAUCCACCGAGAAAUAAACGACAAUGGCAUCGUUGGAAGACAGUUGGAAGGAAGCUACGAGCGAUCUGGACGGCGCGGUCUGCGACGCCUGGUUCGCGCGUCUGCAGGAGGCCUACUCGGAGGAGAAACGCACGUACCACAAUCUGGACUCGCUGCGAGAGAAGUUGAAUCACUUUUACGAAAUUAAGGACAAUCUCAAGAACCCGCAAGCCGUCCUGCUCGCCAUAUUCUUUCAAAAUUUCGAGUACGAUCCCAAGGCUUUGGACGGCGAGAACAAAAAUCUCGAUCACUUCAACGCUUUCGCCGACGAAGCCAACAUUCCACCAGAUGCUGGACGCAGGGAGGAUGCAUGCGCUCUGUUGAAAGUGGCGGCGACUCAUAGCACGGAAGCGCACAAGGUGGACGGUGCUUUCGGCAUCGACGACGCUCACUAUUUCCUGGAUCUGGACAUGGCGGUACUCGGCUCCUCCUCGGACAGUUACGCCGAGUACAGAGAGCGAAUACGCGGCGAGUACUCUUUCCUCAGCGAGCCCAUGUAUACGGCACUACGACUGAAAGUGUUGCAGAACUUCCUGCAAAUCCCGAACAUCUUCGCCACCAUGGAGUUUCGCGAGAAGCUGGAGGAGCAGGCGCGCCAGAACAUCCAAACGGAAGUGGAGCUGCUGUCUUAGAAUGCCAUCGCUUCGCAUCAAACCGAGAGUUUCGCGGAAGGCUCGCGUGAAAAUGCCGAGAAUCCGCUUGAUUCUUCGAGAACUCUCGUCGGACAGCAAACGAAGAAUUUCGACGCCUACCUCACCGUAGAGAUACACUCAUAGCCGGUUUCGCAGACCCACUGCGAAACGAAUAUUGAAUGCAAAUCCUUCGUGACUGAAAGAUAGGAUAUUAUUAUGUCUGCUGCUAUCCUGCCGCGCCGGCGGCUCGUUCUGAGCACGUUGGAGCAUUCAAUCUUUUUCUUUUUUUAUUUUUUUUCCUCUUAGUUUCUUCUUGUUUUUACAAAUGUGGGAUUUUUAUCGCACAGCUUUUUUGACCGUCAAUUAUUUAUUUCAUAAGGAAUUCAGUAAUUCAUGAAUUUUGAACGAGGAAUUUAAUUUUUGUGAAUUACUUGACAUUUAAUAGUUGUUUUCCAAUUAAUAAAUAUAUAUGAAUAGUUAUGCAAAGGUAUUUGAGCGCAGCGCGCCGUUAAAUGCGUAGGCAAGCGGAAGGGUAUUAGUGCGUGCGGCUUGGGGGGGGGAGGGAGGGUAGCGUGCGUCAUUAGUAAAAUUAGCAAGCGAAAGGGUUCGAUCACUCACGCCCGAUAUUUUUCUCGCUUACACGCCUACAAUACAAACGAUUGAUGAAAUGUCCUCUCGACUAGUGAUUAUUUUUUAAAUUAUAAUAAUUGUUCAAUCGUUGAAAUUGUCUUUCUAUUGAGAUCUCAUGUGAUGAGAAGCGGAUAGGAUAGGAUACGCGGUUCACCGCGUCCUGAGGAUUUGGUGAAUGGAAUUGACGUGUCCAUAAGUGUAAUACAAUAGUAUAUUUUAGAGAGCGUAUUUUCACCGCUGCGGAUUUUGCAAAAUAAUGAAUUCAAAAAUCGGCAGACGCGCUUCUACGCGCGCGUCUCCCGCGACAAAUUUUUUCAUCUUUUUGCGUGAAAGAUUGUCAGGGUCCUCGGAGAACUCGAGAAAGUUUAAGAGAAUUCGAAGGACUUUUGAUUGCAACGCGCUCGUAAAUACUCGGUGAUUUUGAAAACAAGCUUUUUUUCCGGCGACACAUUGUCGAGUUUUACGCAGGUUACAAUUAAAUACCGCUGCAGCGAAGUGUAUUUUAAGGCUCGUAUCAAAAUGUUAAUAAAAAGAGAAAGUUGUUAAAUAAUAAUUAAUAUAAGAUGGUACUUGGAGAGCUAAAAAAAAU
Molecule: messenger RNA, 2314 nt
Organism: Linepithema humile (Argentine ant)
Lineage: Eukaryota; Metazoa; Arthropoda; Insecta; Hymenoptera; Formicidae
Source: RefSeq, a predicted model, not a curated record